CCGAGCCAUCCAGACCCAGAGAACAAGGUUGAUGUACGACUACCUCGAUCCGUUCAAGCCGUAUACCUAAAACCCUUACGACGAAUCCCGCGAUACGGAAUCCCAUCAUGCGAUCUCCAACUGCGAUCAUACAGUGUACGAAACCUUGAAUUCUUCGCAGACUUUGCAAUGCGCGCUGCAUACUACUUAAACCUUCCCGCAUCUGGACCGGUCCCCUUGCCGCGGAUUGUAGAGAGAUGGACGGUUCCGAAGGGUAGUUUCAUUCACAAGAAGUCGCAGGAGAACUUUGAGAGAAAGACUUUGAGAAGACUUAUUCAGAUUAAGGAUGGGCAUCCGGAGACGGUUGAGAUAUGGCUGGCAUUCUUGAAGAAGCAUGCAUACUAUGGGAUCGGUAUGAAGGCAAAUGUUUGGAAUUAUGAGAAGCUUGGUGUUGGAAAGACCAUGGAUGCCACUGCGGCGGAGCUCAAGGAUGAUUUGGAGUCCAAGAUGGCUCUUCUGGGACUGAGGAAGCAGGAUUCCACGGCCGAGAAAAUCACAGAGUUGAUCAGCAGAGAGGAUUUCAAAGCUUCGAGGGACGGGCCAAUGACCAAGACGCAUCCUACUCCCCUGAAAGACCCUACCUUCAACUGA
This is a messenger RNA of Amorphotheca resinae ATCC 22711, 630 nucleotides long. RefSeq lists its product as hypothetical. The record is from RefSeq and is a predicted model, not a curated record. Lineage: Eukaryota; Fungi; Ascomycota; Leotiomycetes; Helotiales; Amorphothecaceae. Gene Ontology annotation, molecular function: structural constituent of ribosome. The transcript is spliced from 2 exons. The annotation marks the transcript as partial. Gene Ontology annotation, cellular component: small ribosomal subunit; ribosome; mitochondrion. Gene Ontology annotation, biological process: translation.